UCUUAAACAUGACAUAUUGUCCAAACACACAGGUAAAACUCCUGGUGAAGCAGCUGAGAUCCACGUGACACACUAUUAUAAAGAUGGCGUUUAUUAAAGUGGAGACUGAAGACUUGAAGAUUGAAGAAGUAUUCAGAGUGAAACAAGAAGAUACUGAGACACAAACAGACAUGAUGCCACUGAAAGUGGAAAGUCAAGAACUAAAUGAAGAUGAAGAAAAAGACCAAUAUGAGAAACAUCAUGAUUUCAUAAAUGGAGAAAAAUCUUUUAGUUGCUCAAAGACUGAAAAGACUUCAUCAAGUAAAGGAGCACAAACAACAGGAACUAGACGUUAUUUCACCUGCUCUCAGUGUGGAAAAAGUUUUAGUCAACCUGGAUACCUUAAGGUUCACCUGAGAGUUCACACUGGAGAAAAGCCUUACACCUGCCAACAGUGUGGAAAAAGUUUCAAUCGAAAUGGGAGCCUUAAAGUCCACAUGAGAGUUCACACUGGAGAGAAGCCUUACACCUGCCAACAGUGUGGAAAAAGUUUCACUCAACUAGGAAGCCUUCAAGUCCACAUGAAAAUUCAUAUGGAAGAGAUCCCUUACAUCUGUCAACACUGUGAAAAAAGUUUCACUCAAAAAGGAAGUCUUAAAGUCCACAUGAGAAUUCACACUGGAGAGAGCCCUUACAUCUGCCAAGAGUGUGGAAAAGGUUUCAUUCGAAAAGAAUCCCUUAAGAACCACAUAAGAAUUCACACUGGAGAGAAGCCUUAUAUGUGCCCUCAAUGUGGAAAGAGUUUUACACAUAAAGUAACCCUAAUUGUCCACAUGAGACUUCACACUGGAGAGAAGCCAUUCACAUGUGGCCAGUGUGGAAAGAGCUUUAGAGGUAAAGUAAACCUUAAUCGCCACAUGACAAUUCACUCAAGAGAGAACUGUUUUAUAUGCCAUCACUGUGGAAGGAGUUUCAAAGACAAAAAUCAACUUAAGGAUCACAUAAUAAGUCACAGUGGAGAAAAUCCUUUUAUGUGCAAUCACUGUGGAAAAACUUGCACAAACAAAGCAAACCUUGAGGUUCACAUGAGAGUUCACACUAGAGAGCAGCCUCUUUUCUUGUGCCAUUAGUGUGAAAAGAGUUUCACAUAAAGAGACAAAAAAGAGACCUAAAGUGUCAUUUGCAAACUCAUUCUGUAAAGAAAUUGCGGUGUUCCUCGGUGUGAGUGUUUAUAAAAGGGAGAAAUUUCAAAAAUCACUUGUGCAUUCACAAACUGAUUUACUUUAGAUCAGUGCAAUAAAUCUUUUUCCAUCACGCAUACAGAAACACCUGAAAAGUCAUGCAGAUGUGAGACCUAUUUGUGUACUUCGUGUGGAAAUAUUGUUGUGAAAUGCCACAAUGUAAAAUUAUAAAUAAAAGGACAUAAACUGAA
Messenger RNA from Ctenopharyngodon idella (grass carp), 1411 nucleotides. Its product is annotated as gastrula zinc finger protein XlCGF8.2DB-like. Gene Ontology annotation, biological process: regulation of transcription by RNA polymerase II. Gene Ontology annotation, molecular function: RNA polymerase II transcription regulatory region sequence-specific DNA binding; DNA-binding transcription factor activity, RNA polymerase II-specific. The transcript has 2 exons. Lineage: Eukaryota; Metazoa; Chordata; Actinopteri; Cypriniformes; Xenocyprididae. The record is from RefSeq and is a predicted model, not a curated record. Gene Ontology annotation, cellular component: nucleus. The coding region runs from base 84 to 1109 and encodes 341 amino acids.